GUCAAGAUUUAGGCGAUCACAUACUGGCGGGAGAGGGUGUUUAUUCUCUCUCAAAUUAAAUAAUAAAAGGAAGAACAUAUUUGAAACUUUGUUAACUUGGGCAUUCUUUAAUUAAAGCUUUUCAGGAUCCAUCCAAUUAGAGGGCCUUGUUUACUGUCGUAAAGCAAAGAAUGGCUGUAUAGUUAACUUACAUCCGAGACUAAUUUUACAAGCCGCCAGUGACAGUAAAUGUCCGCAUCUGUACGGCGGGUUAGUCUGCCGAUACAUGCCGUGAAACAUCACCCUCGCCAGCACAACUUAGCCAGAUAACUAGUCUUUGCUGUGCUACGGGGGAGUUUGGGGACUACUCGUGCGAGCUGGGCCAGGGAUUUUGGGGGCACUAAACUUCCGCAGGCACAUUUGGGAGCCAGCUAGCGGGUUGUUUUUGUCGAGCUUCUCGGUCGGCAGGUCGCAGCAGUAAUGGCGAAGGUGCAAGUGCUAAACGUCGCGGUGCUGGAUAACCCGAGUCCUUUCGGAAACCCCUUCCAGUUCGAGAUCACGUUCGAGUGCAUGGAAGAUCUUCCCGAAGAUUUGGAAUGGAAGAUCAUUUACGUGGGUUCAGCGGAGAGCGAGGAGUAUGAUCAGACCCUGGACUCAGUUCUGGUGGGCCCGGUACCUGCUGGGAGGCACAUGUUUGUGUUUCAGGCGGAUGCUCCAAACACAGGCUUGAUCCCGGAGAGCGAUGCGGUGGGUGUGACUGUGGUGCUGAUCACCUGCACGUACCGCGGCCAGGAGUUCAUCCGCAUUGGAUACUACGUCAACAACGAGUACACCGACCCCGAGCUGCGAGAGAACCCGCCCCUCAAACCCAACUAUGCACAGCUGCAGAGGAACAUUUUGGCCUCGAACCCACGCGUUACCCGCUUCCACAUCAACUGGGAGGGCUGCCCCGAAAGGAUGGAGGACUCUGAAAAUGUGGACCCUGCCCCCAAUGCCAUGAUGCCCCCUUCCUGCCCCCCUGGCAAAGCCCCACCCCUCAACCUAAUGCCCGACAAUUCCAUGGACUGUUUAUAGAGAAAAGGAAAGACUGAUCUGUCUCUCUCUCACACAAACACACGCACACACACACUCACACACAUACACACGCGCACACACACACACGCACACAUUGCCUUACAGCACUUGCCGUGCUCUGCCUCUGCCGCCCCUCAUCUCCUGCAUCAUUAGGGCAGUGUGGUCGUACACCUCCGGUCCAGCAGAGGGCAGUCUCUCGCACAUGGGAGGGAGUCUCUCUGGAACAGAACCCAGUAUCUGCAGUCAGUACACUAAUAUCUUCCUCAUGAAGGAGAGAAAGGAGGCCUUUGUACAUGGUUUUGUUUUGGUAUUAUAGGAACAUCAGAGAUUAAAGAGGUGUUUUCGUACACCAACCACAGCCCCUCCAGUUACAGGUUAAUCAUUUCUGCAUCCUCAUUGUAGUAAGCAGUGGUUGCAUUGGAACUGCAGUCGAUAUGUUAGAUGUCGGGACAUUGGACAAUCACAGGCGCAUGCAGUGACAGGAAAAAAGGGCAGUUCAUGCAGGUCCCGGGCUUAAUAGGGGACAGACAUCUGUGUAUAGAGAGCAGCUACCACCAUAAGCCCCUCUGCCAGGACAAAGCGCCCCUUUGCACAGUGCUGUCAUGGCCUGUAUGUGAUUGGUGCACAUUGCGUUUUAUAGGGUCUGUUAUUAUUGGGGCUCAGAACCACAUGCCAGGCUGGUCUUUUUAGGGCAGGCAGACUGAAAGCGGGGGCUCAGCGGGACAGAGAUGAGCUGACU
Megalops cyprinoides (Indo-Pacific tarpon) is the source of this 1792-nucleotide messenger RNA. Its product is annotated as histone chaperone asf1b-B. Gene Ontology annotation, molecular function: histone binding. The transcript has 4 exons. The coding region runs from base 460 to 1053 and encodes 197 amino acids. The record is from RefSeq and is a predicted model, not a curated record. Gene Ontology annotation, biological process: DNA replication-dependent chromatin assembly. Gene Ontology annotation, cellular component: nucleus. Lineage: Eukaryota; Metazoa; Chordata; Actinopteri; Elopiformes; Megalopidae.